AUGAACGAUCCAGGUCUUGAUGAACCUAUCUCCAACGAUGCCGAUGAUGUAGAGAAUCAGCAUUGUGAUGAACGAGAUGAAACUAAGGAAGAUGAAGAUGCCUUCCUCAACCCAGGCCGGUGGUGGUUUGCUAGCACCGCAUUUCCUCUCAUAGCCGGCACAUUUGGACCCAUGGCUUCAGCAUUCAGUAUUUGUGCAUUAGUUGCAUUCUAUUAUGCGAUAUUUUCUGCAGGUCUUUAUUUCUUGGUGGCUAGUUUAAUGACGAUUACAGUAUAUGGAGCACAUAAAGGACAUUAUCCAAAGGAGUUUAAAUUGACUAUGAGUCAAAGAACUUUGAUGUUACAAACGAUCAGUUUUAUAGUAUAUUUACUUGCAGGCGCGGCGGUAUUUGCUCAUAUCGAAUCGUGGCAAUAUCUUGAUGCUGUUUAUUGGUGUGAUUUCACACUUUUAACAGUUGGUAUUGGAGAUUAUGCACCAAUGACACAUUUAGGAAGAAGUCUCUUAUUUCCUUUCGCAAUCGGUGGUAUUAUCAUUUUGGGUUUGGUUAUUGGCUCGAUUCGAUCAUUGGUAUUGGACCGUGGGAAGGUUAAACUAGGAGCAAGAAUGGUUGAAAAAGAACGAAGACGUAUUUUAAAGCGAACCCAGAAGAAAAAUAUCGCACUGUUGAAGCCUGUCGAAACAGUGGAGUCCGAAUCAAACAACACCCUUGUCAAUAAUGAUGGUCAUACGGAAAGAGAAAGACGUCAACAAGAAUUCGAAUUAAUGAGACAAAUUCAAGAAGAGGCAGCUACCAAACGUCGUUGGACUUCUUUAAUCAUUUCUGGAACUACAUGGUUUAUACUUUGGUUUGUUGGUGCAGCAAUAUUUCGAGCUACGGAGUAUACACAAAAUUGGAGUUAUUUCGAAUCCCUUUACUUUUCUUACACCUCUCUUUUAACCAUCGGAUAUGGUGAUUAUUAUCCACAAUCCAAUUCCGGCAAACCUUUUUUUGUUUUCUGGUCUCUUCUUGCCGUUCCAUCUCUCACAAUACUCAUCAGCAAUAUGGGCGACACAAUCAUCAAGGGGAUUCGUGAUUUUACUCUUUGGAUAGGAAAUUCUACUAUUUUACCUGGUGAAAAAGGAGUGCGGCAUUCUCUUAAAGAGACGAUAAAUAAGUUGACAUUUGGAAAGCUUUUUGAAGUUUCCGAAUUACCUCCCGGUAUUGAAGGAGCAGCAAUCGAUCCCAAUGCCGAUAAAGCUACUGGACAUGAGUCCGCAAAAAAUGAUCCGGAAUCAGCAGCUCAGCGUGUUCAAAAUGAAAGCGCAGACAUCGAAACCAAAAGCGCAAGAAAACAAGCAGAGGAAAAUGAUAGGCUACCUGACAAUCGUCAUGAUUAUCAUUGUCUACUCAUCAAGGAAAUUGGGAAAGUGAUGAAACAUCUCAAUAGUUCCCCACCGAGAAAAUACACUUUCGAUGAAUGGGCAUGGUAUCUCAAACUAAUAGGAGAUGAUGAGAGCGAAGCUGGUAAUCAUAGGAAAGCGGUGAGAAAACCGGAGAAUAGGACAGAGUUAGGGGGUGCGAAGGGGGGAGGUGAGGAUUUGGGGGAGAAGUGGAGCUGGGUGGGGAAUAGGAGUCCGUUGAUGGGGAAUAAGGAGGAGAGUGAGUGGGUUUUGGAGAGGUUGUGUAGGACGUUGGAGAGGGAGUUGGAGGGGGUGAGGAGGGAGGAUAUGGAGGGGUGUGGGGAAAGAGAGAGAAAUGCUGUGAUGGGGAGGGGAAAGGAUAGUGAGAAUGGAGAGAGAUAA
Molecule: messenger RNA, 1782 nt
Organism: Sclerotinia sclerotiorum 1980 UF-70
Lineage: Eukaryota; Fungi; Ascomycota; Leotiomycetes; Helotiales; Sclerotiniaceae
Exons: 3
Coding region: 1-1782 (593 amino acids)
Biological process (GO): stabilization of membrane potential; potassium ion transmembrane transport
Cellular component (GO): membrane
Molecular function (GO): potassium ion leak channel activity
Source: RefSeq, a predicted model, not a curated record